Molecule: messenger RNA, 1568 nt
Organism: Mesitornis unicolor (brown roatelo)
Lineage: Eukaryota; Metazoa; Chordata; Aves; Mesitornithiformes; Mesitornithidae
Product: lysine-specific demethylase 2A
Exons: 10
Coding region: 145-1527 (460 amino acids)
Biological process (GO): regulation of transcription by RNA polymerase II; protein demethylation
Molecular function (GO): DNA binding; protein binding; transcription coregulator activity
Source: RefSeq, a predicted model, not a curated record
CUGCUAGAAGAAUACGCGAACAGCGACCCCAAACUGGCACUUACAGGCAUCCCCAUCGUCCAGUGGCCCAAGAGAGAUAAGCUAAAGCUCCAGGCCCGGCUGAGGGUUCGCCUGCCCACCAUCCCCAUUACCAAGCCACACACCAUGAAGCCAGCCCCCCGUCCGACACCGGUCAGGCCUACGGUCUCUCCCAUCGUGUCAGGCGCCAGGCGGAGGCGGGUGCGGUGCCGAAAAUGCAAGGCUUGCAUGCAGGGCGAGUGUGGCAUGUGCCACUAUUGCAGGGACAUGAAGAAGUUUGGCGGGCCUGGCCGCAUGAAGCAGUCCUGCGUCCUCCGGCAGUGCUUAGCGCCCAGGCUGCCUCACUCGGUCACGUGUGCACUUUGUGGGGAGGUGGAUCAGAAUGAGGACUCGCAGGACUUUGAGAAGAAGCUCAUGGAGUGCUGCAUCUGCAACGAGAUUGUUCACCCUGGCUGCCUGCAGAUGGAUGGGGAAGGGCUGCUCAAUGAUGAGCUCCCAAACUGCUGGGAAUGCCCCAAAUGCUACCAGGGUGACGACACAGAGAAGGGCCAGAAGCGGAAGGUGGAGGAGAGCGACGACGACACGGCACAAGCCAAGGUGCUGCGUCCCCUGCGGAGCUGCGAGGAGCCCCUCACCCCCCCGCCCAACUCGCCCACCCCCAUGCUGCAGCUGAUCCACGACCCAGCGUCGCCGCGAGGCAUGGUGACGCGCUCGUCCCCGGUCUUCCGCUACCUCACUCGCAGGGAGCUCUGCGAGUGCAUGCGGGUGUGCAAGACCUGGUACAAGUGGUGCUGUGACAAGAGAUUGUGGACAAAGAUAGAUUUGAGCCGGUGCAAGUCCAUCACCCCCCAGGCACUGAGCGGCAUCAUCAAAAGACAGCCAGUCAGCCUUGACCUCAGCUGGACCAAUAUCUCCAAAAAACAGCUUACAUGGCUCGUCAACAGGCUGCCAGGCCUGAAAGACCUCAUCUUAGCUGGCUGUUCGUGGUCUGCGGUCUGUGCUCUCAGUACCUCCAGCUGCCCCCUUCUCAGGACCCUCGAUCUUCGGUGGGCAGUAGGAAUCAAAGACCCUCAGAUCCGGGACUUACUCACGCCUCCGACAGACAAACCCAGUCAGGACAAUCGCAGCAAACUCCGCAACAUGAUCGACUUCCGGCUCGCCGGCCUGGACAUCACCGAUGCCACGCUGCGGCUGAUCAUUCGCCAUAUGCCCCUGCUCUCCCGCCUCGACCUCAGCCACUGCAACCACCUUACGGACCAGUCGGCCAACCUCCUCACAGCCGUGGGCUCUUCCACACGCAACUCCCUCACCGAGCUCAACAUGGCAGGCUGCAAUAAGCUGACGGACCAGGCCUUGCUGUACCUGCGCCGCAUCUCCAACGUCACUCUAAUUGACCUGCGAGGUUGCAAACAGAUCACCCACAAAGCCUGUGAGCUCUUCAUCUCGGACCUGUCCAUCAACAGCCUCUACUGCCUGUCCGAUGAGAAGCUGAUCCAAAAAAUCAGCUAGAGACCCUCCCCGGGGCAGACUGAGGAUAAGGAAAAAAGCCC